Funneliformis geosporum is the source of this 145-nucleotide messenger RNA. The record is from the annotation of a GenBank genome assembly. Lineage: Eukaryota; Fungi; Glomeromycota; Glomeromycetes; Glomerales; Glomeraceae.
UAUUCCAGAUUUUUUAGCAAAACUUAGAUUAUAUUUGCAAAAUCAAGAUGUAGAUCCAGCAGAUAAUACAGGAGGUCUAUCCACUGAAAGAGAAAUAGCUAUAAGAUAUUUGAGAAGAUGUAUGAGAGGAAGAGUCUUAGAAUAG